GCCUGGGCCGGGCCAGGCCGGGCUGGGGUCGUGAGAGGAGUUUCUGGAGCGACCGUGUGGGCUGUGGGUGCGGGGCUGGGGCGGCCUCUCCCCGCAACCCCUCACACUCUCUAGUGUACGCAGCCCAGUUCUCCCUUCUGCCCGGCCGGCCCCCUCUCCCUGCAGGCUUCCCUCAUGGAGACCGCUGCCGCCCCGGCCGCCCCUGUUCCCUCUGGCCUGGCGACGGGCCCCUUUCCCCCGCUUUUCCCCCCAGGACUGCACGGUAUCUAUGGAGAGUGCCGGCGACUGUACCCGGAGCAGCCCAACCCCUUGCAGGUCACCGCCAUCCUCAAAUACUGGUUAGGUGGACCUGAUCCUCUGGACUAUGUCAGUAUGUACAGGAACUUGGGAAGCCCAACCCAAAAUGUUCCUGAGCACUGGCACUAUGUAAGCUUUGGAUUAAGCGACUUGUAUGGUGAUAACAGAGUGCAUGAGUUUACUGGACCAGCUGGGCCAAGUGGUUUUGGAUUUGAGCUGACAUUUAGACUUAAACGUGAAACAGGGGAAUCGGCACCACCCACAUGGCCAGCAGAGUUAAUGCAGGGCUUAGCCCGAUACGUCUUCCAAUCAGAAAAUACAUUUUGUAGUGGUGAUCAUGUAUCAUGGCAUAGUCCAUUGGACAACAGCGAGUCUAGGAUCCAGCAUAUGCUGCUGACUGAAGAUCCGCAAAUGCAACCAGUUCAGACACCAUUUGGAGUUGUUACCUUUCUUCAGAUUGUUGGGGUAUGUACAGAGGAGCUUCAUGCUGCACAGCAGUGGAAUGGACAGGGUAUAUUAGAAUUGCUUCGGACUGUAUCUUUAGCAGGAGGCCCAUGGUUAAUAACAGACAUGCGACGUGGGGAGACAAUAUUUGAAAUCGAUCCACACCUCCAACAGGACAGAGUUGAUAAAGGGAUUGAGACAGAUGGCUCAAACCUGAGUGGUGUCAGUGCUAAAUGUGCCUGGGAUGAUCUUAGCCGGCCACCAGAGGAUGAUGAAGACAGUAGAAGCAUCUGCAUUGGCACACAUCCACGACGUUUGUCUGGUAAAGAUACAGAGCAAAUUCGAGAAACUCUGCGAAGGGGACUUGAGAUUAACAGCAAACCUGUCCUGCCACCAAUUAGUGCUCAGAGACAGAAUGGGCUGAACAAUGACAGAGCACCGAGUCGCAAGGACAGUCUGGAAAGUGAGAGCUCAGCAGCAAUUAUUCCUCAUGAAUUGAUUCGCACUAGACAGCUUGAGAGUGUACACCUAAAAUUCAACCAGGAAUCAGGAGCAUUAAUCCCACUUUGUUUAAGGGGCAGAUUAUUACAUGGACGGCACUUUACGUACAAAAGUAUUACAGGGGAUACAGCAAUCACUUUUGUAUCUACAGGAGUUGAAGGAGCCUUUGCUACAGAGGAACAUCCAUAUGCAGCACAUGGACCCUGGUUACAGAUCUUGCUGACUGAAGAGUUUGUGGAAAGAAUGCUGGAAGACCUAGAAGAUCUGAAUUCUCCAGAGGAAUUCAAACUUCCAAAGGAGUAUAGUUGGCCUGAAAAGAAAUUGAAAGUCUCCAUCUUGCCUGAUGCUGUAUUUGACAACCCGCUCCAUUAAAGCCAACAGAAACCCACAAGCAACAAGUUAUUGUGUGCUGCCCAGUGACUCAUGGGAUAAUUUAGUGCAGUAAAAGUUCUUCCUGCAAAUACAAGAUAUUGCUGCUCAACCACUGCAAACAGAGGAGGGGUUAUCCGAUAGCAGUCCAGAAAGAACUGAACUCUUCCAGUAUACCUGGCUUUCUCCUUUUUUGUGGCUGAACUCUGAAUAUCCUGUACAAGUGUGUGAGUGAGAGUGAGACAAAGAGAAAGAAGUAUUUAACUAUGAAUAGUCACUGUAAUAAUAAUUUUCUUAUUUUAGCUGGCUCCAGAACUCCCUGCUGCCUUAGUUCAGGAUAUGUAUGCCUCAUCUGCCUUUGUUUCAUCACACAUUUUUCUGGUGUAACCCCAAAAUUCAUUGAUCAUCCAGGCUUUUCCUGACCAGAAUUCAUCCUUCAAUAUGAGUUCUGUUACUCUUGAAAGGGCAUAGUGCCUUCCCCCAGCCCCCUUAGGGUUUAGAAUCUAAAUAUGAGACGUAAAAGCACUGUAUUUGAAAGUAAAUUCCUCACUUGAUUUAUCAUAAGAACAAGAAAGCUCAACUGUAUCUAGUGAGAUUUGCUACCAGUUGAGUGUGUGUAGGAUUGUAGGUUUAAACAUCUCUCUGUGUGCGCGCAUUGGGGCAAUAGGCCAGAACAGGCCCAGGUUUCUUCAGUUGCUCCUGUUGAGCACAAAUAAAAGAGGAAAGUAAGUGGGCAAUUAGACGUAAAGGCUUUUUACCUUGGACUUGUAGAACUACACAGUGAAUUGAUGGUUGCGCUUAUUUUCUGUCUUAAUACAACCAGUCCUUCUUUUAACAUUCCCGAUAAAACACCUCUCCUGAAGUUUGUUGUAGAUUUCUGCAAGGCUUCCCUGUCUCAGACUGCAAAGAAACAGGAAAUAGUUCAUGUGUAAAGAGAAGUCUGAAAGGCUGUUGUAUUUAAAUCAGCUUAGAAAACAAUGAUUUCUAUUGGCUAUUGAGUCAGGCCAUUCUGGAAUGCUUUGGAAAUGCCAUCCAUGUAGUCCUGCAAACACAGAUAUUAAUCUUCAGUAUUGAUGGCUUGGUUUUAUGACAGCAAAACUGUAUUUCUAAAGUACUUCCUUGCAAACUUUGACAUUGUUCCUACCAGAAGCUAAACUGACUUCUUAAGCGAGACUUAAGUAGUACUAGCUCUCUAGCUCAUUUCACUACCACCAUAUAUUAAAUUGCUCACUGCAGAAGCAGAAAUCUAUAUUCUGGAAUUAGCUCCACUUCAUCAGCACCAAUAUGGAAUAAAGCAAACUUCAGCUAGGCUGUCGUUCCAACUGCCAUGUUUAGUCUGCAGUCCUAUACUUGUUUAGAUAGAAAAAGGUCUGGUUAUAGAAUGCUGGGAGUUGUAGGACUUUUCUUCCAUCUAACCAUGGAUAGGAUUACACCCUUACCUUGCUUUUAUAGAUUUUUUUUUAAUGGGCAGGGGAUCCAUUAAAAAAACCAUUUUCUUUGUACUUGGCUACCCAGCACAAAAGAUGUGAGCCAAGAUAGCAGCUCUGCUUUAAAAUAUGAGAACCCAUUCCAAACUCCAGAUGUUCAGCUGUUCUGAUCUGUAGCUUAACGUCUGGGACAGAACCAUGUUGUCCAGAAUAAAAUUCCAGUAUUUUUCUGAUGCUUAAAAAGACUCUUCCCCAUUGCAGGUAGCUUAGAAAUGACAGACAUGCUCUAAAGAGGACCAGCCAUGUGAUGAUGCCUUGGCUAGAGCAAAUAUGAGCAACAUAUGAGCUGUGGACAUGCUGUAGCUCAUAAGAAACUAUUUUGUAUUGCCCAUCUUUCAUAUUAAGACUUCAGACAGCACAAUGCAUUGGUCUGAUAUUUAGGGAUUACAAGACAAAAGUGCUUUGGAAGUCACUGAAGGCACAGUCCUAUGCAUGUUGAGAUGACAAAAAGUUCAAUUCCCAGCAUGCCCCAACCAGUAUAGCUAGUCUGGGCAUGCUGGAAGUCAGGACUUUUCUUUGUCUCAGCAUAUAUUCACACCUUUAAUUGAUAGUGUUUGGGGAGUUGUUGUGUUGCAGUUGUGCAUAUGAUCCAAAUUUAUGUUCUAAUGCAAGCAGAACUAACCAACAACCUGUAACUAAAGGUUUAAGCACAAUGUAAAAACAAGACUAAAAAACUGAAGUGGGCUAAACAAUAGGGUGUUCUUGUGGAAAUGCAAAAGGGAGUCACUGUGAACUAUACUAACAAUCAGUUGAAUGUUACUGAAUUGUUUAUUUCCCCCACCAAAAGCAUUUUUGUUAGGCCUAGUUCUCACAAACAGCAACUGAAAUAGUAAACUUUUCUCUUGACUGCUCUGCUUCAGACUGUAAAGGGGUCUAUAAUGGGUUUCCUUGUUUCUCUGUGAAAAAGGCGUUCCGCACAUAACUGCUGGUAUGCCAGGAAGAAAACUAGGCUUGAAUCCUUUUCCUUGACACCUAAUUUCCUGUUUAUAGAAGUGUGUGUGAGUAUUACAUAAAACUAAAGGCCUUUCUAAUCCAGCACUCUGUUCCUACAAUGGCCAGCCAGUUGCUGAUAGGAUGCCCACAAGCAAGUCAUGAAUGCAGUAGCACCUUCCUGCCCAUGUGACCCAGCAACUAGAAUUUAGGGGCAUACUGAUUCUAAUACAAGAGGAAAUACACAGUCCUCAAGUCUAGUCGCCAUUGUUAUCCUUUUCAAUGAUUUAUAGCCAUCAUAACGCUCUUAUAUAUAAUCAAAAGAGCCCUUAGCAUUUUUUCAAAGAAUAAAUUAUCAAGAUCAUCUAAAGUUAAUCUUGAAAUCUUUUUAUUCCAUUGUAUUAAUUAGUGCCACAAUGCUUUGCAAAGCUACACUGUCAGAUUCAGUCCUCUCUAUGGGCCAGUCAUCAGUCACUUCCCCCUUUUGAUAGAGGAAAAUGCUGAGUGGUUUCCUGUCUGACGAAUGAAAGAAAUUGUGGAAUAAUUCACAGAAUACUGUACUGUGAAAUGCUAACCAGGAUUUUUUAAAAAGACAGGAUUUAUGUGGAUUUUUCAGGAUCUGUGAGGUAGAGAUUAGGCUACUAUCUACUAAGGCUCAUGAUGGUCUGUUGCAAAAUUCACACGGAUGUUUCAUUCUGACAGAAACUUUUCAGCAUUUUGUCCACCAAGAAAAAUUGGUUCAAGUUUUUCAUAUUUCAUAUUUGCCUAAAACUAUCCACAAAUUACUUCUUUGCUAAAUCAUAGGUAAGGUACUUUGAUAUAUAUUGUUUAAUCAGUAACAAUUUAUGGCAGUUACUGUUGGGUGCUCUUCUUGUCAGCUCUACAGAGAACUUAAUGGAAUGGUGCCUGGUCUCGCCAACUUACUGUAUCUAAGUAACAUUCCACAGGCAAGCAUUUCUGCUGUGUUCAGUUAAGAUGACCACGUGUUCUUUUUUUGAGACAAGGCUGGAAGGUUUGCUCUGUGCUCUUGGUCUCCCCUUGCUAGUUACUGAAGUGGUUUACAGGAAAUUGGAGCUUUGGCUGCUCUUCAGUUGGUUUGCACCUGCUCCUUAAUCCCUUCAGCACCUGGAGUUGUAAACACCCUUCCUGGGUUGCUGCAACAAUUAUUAACUUUCAGUGCAGCUGUUGCAUCAGUCAUGUGCUUGGACAGUACUAACCUAGCCACCAGACCAAAUAGUAGCAAAAGAGCCAUUCCUGAGGGUUUACUAUCUAACUAUGAAGAUAUUGUAAAUUAGCAUCUGAUCAAGAGGCUAUAGAAGUUUGAGCAAAAGACUGGUCAGGUGGAAGGCAAGAUAUAAUAGACUCCAUCCAGCUGCAGGUGUCUGGCCACAUGCACUGUUGUACUCAGGAGCCAAGCCCCAUAAAAGCAAUAAGAAUUCUCACAAAGACCUCCACCCUUAGUCUUCCUUCAUGUCCCUUUCUCUUUUUUUCUGCCUCCCUACCGUAACAUUAAAAUUUAUGGACAUUAAAUAUAAAAACAGCAGCCACUCCUCUUGAAGGAAUAUUCACAACUGUUGUCAACUGCAGUCUUGUAAGGAUUGAGCUCAGGGGAGAGGAACAAGUUUUGUUAAUCUAAAGCCAUGGAGGUUGUACAGAGUAUUGGUUGAAUGAAUGCUUGUGAUAUCAUGAAAACCCUUGGUCUGGAACAGUUUUCAGCUUCAAAACAUACAGUUGGGACAUUUAAAAAUAAAUCAAACCGUAUAUGAUAGUUGAAAUGAAUAAUCCUGCAACAAGCAGGAUCUUAAGCAUCAAAAGUGCAAAAAGGGUAGCUCACCAGGAGAGUGAGGGAUAGUGCCAAACUGAUCAGAAAAAUCUAGUGUUCACUGCAAAGACAGGUAUGUGUGUCACUAAAAGAGCAAACAAAAUUGUGGUGUCUCCUGUUUUUAUGCACCUCUGUACACACCCCCAGUUUACAUCUUACGCAUUUUUUUCUGAUGGGUAGCUCUGUAUUUGGUCUCCCCAGCAAGACAGAUGACACUAGAGCAGAAAUGUUCUAUGCAUAAUGUAGUCUUCUGCAGCAUAUUUAACACUGCACUCCACACAGUCACUUCACUUUGCAGACCUGGAUGUGUUAGGCCCUAGUAUGACAGAUGAAAGCCUGGAUUUCACAUCUGUGGUUCUACAGAGAUUGCUCCAUCAUCCCAUUGUACUCGUUUUUUCAGCAGCCAUAGAAAAAAAAUACUUCAUCGGAAAAAUCCUUUGUGCAUGAUCCAGAUACAUAAAGAAAAGUAAGGGUCAUGGUACAAAAGAAUUGCAGAAUUGUUUUUAUUGGCUUGAGGCAAAAAUGUGUUAAUAUUUAAUUUUGCUCCCCAAUACUACCACUGUCAUAAUGUAUAAGAAAGAAAGAAUACCUUCAUAUUCUUCAGAGUUCUAACUUACUGUGGUGUUUCUUUCCCAUCAUCAUUUACUCUUUCAAAACUUCCUUUGCCGGGCAUUCAAAAUGUCAGACAGAAAAUGAGCCUGUAGCUGAAGAGAAUUUUAAAAGGAACCCAUAGUCUGACCUGCCUCUCAGGCAAUUAACCUAUGAGCUUGAUGCACUUUGAUUCCCCUUCAUUUCAUAUACAGUUCUCUUUUUCUCAAAUUGCUUAAAGACCAUAAAAUCUUAAUAAGUAGUACAUUAGCUUUGUACUAUCAUUCCUAGGCUGUCAUAAAGGUGUGCCUUUGCUACUUUCAACCAGCCAGCAAAUAAGGGAGUUGUGUACGUAUUUUGAAAAAUGCUCUCCAUCUCUCUGCUUUGGGAUUCACUGCUGAAAAGCAAAGUCUCUGAUAGCAGAAUAGCUUAGUGGAUGCCAGUGUGUGUGAGUGUGUGUGUGGGGGGGCGUUUAAAGUGCUUCAUCAUGUGCAAUUUAAUUUCAGAAAAUAAUUUCAAUUAAAAGCGCAAACAAGAAUUUGGUUGCCAGCUAACUCUCCUGGCUUUGUAAACAUGUCAGUUUCCCCACAUGUUGUCUCUCAAAUGUUUCCUUUGCUUGUUUCCUAGUGAGGGUGGAAGAAUGUGGGCAACUGCAUUUUCUUUCUUGAGGCCCUGAUGGCAAAGGUCUGUGUUCAUCACUGUCCUUCUAUGUAAAGGAGAAAAGGGAGGGUGAUAGCAUGAGCCUUGCAGAUAGUGUAAGCUAGAUUUGUGAAGGCCUGCAGUAAGGGAGGGUGGCCACUGGCAGCCCAGUUGACACCCUGGGGAGAUAGUUGAGUGUGCAGUUGCCUUACAGGGCUUGUUGGCUCAGGUUUAAGUAUUCUUUUUACUAGCUUCCUUUUCAACACUGCUCAGAAACUCAAUUCUGUGUAAAGACUUGGCAAAACCUAUUAAAGUGAUAAAACAGUGAGUUAAUUCGAAAGAUCCUGUGCUCUGAUUGCUGAUAAAUGACACGGUCCAAGGCCUGUCUUUUCUGGUAUCACAGUGUACAAUUUAACAGUACAAAAUGCCUUUGUGAGAGAAAAGCACCUCAUAGUCAUGUGCUUUCUGGCCCAUCCCCAUUUUGUUUGACUUGGUGGACCUGGGUGAAAGACUGAAGUGUAACUGGUGUUCAGUCUGAGCCGUUCUGAAUGUCACUUGCAGGUAAAAACAGCAAAUGAUAAUGUUUAAAGGAAUAAAUUGCAGCAGUAUCACACUUGAAGUGGAAGAAAGUGCACAUUCCCUUAUUGAAACUGUUUUAUCACCAUAGGAAUCAGAGAUUACUAUUAAAGUCAGGAAGGUUGCUAACUUUUUUUAAGGGAUAGAGCUCUUGUUGGUUGUUACUAUAGUUCUAUAUAAUGGGUGGCUGUAGUGCUAGCAAACUUUGAACAGAAUGAGUUAUUUUACUUUUGGAGGAACUAAUCCUUAGACUUCCUCCACUUUUAAUUCUGACUGCUGAGGCAGCUUUGACGAGCUUCAGCUGAGGUGAACCUUUCUGUAGUUCAUCUGUGUGUGUGUGUGUGUGCGCGCGUGCUUGUGUGUGGUUUGUUUGCCUCUACAAAACUGUUAUGGACACAGCAGAUGCUGUCUGAAAAUGGUUUGCCGUUCCUGCAGUGAGAUUUUCAGUACUUUGUAGUAUGCCUUUUUUCUACCAAAAAACCCAAUGGAAACCUAAACUAGCAGAGGUUUUUAAAAUUUUAUAUUAGUUUCUAAUGUGUAUAUUCUUACAUUAUCACAGUGCCGGUGUGCUCACCUGCGCAAAACUACUUUUUGUAAUAUUUUUGUGAAUCACAAAGCUUUGUUUCUUUCCUGUGUAUUCAAAAUACAUUAAACUUGUUUGCAUA
Molecule: messenger RNA, 8318 nt
Organism: Varanus komodoensis (Komodo dragon)
Lineage: Eukaryota; Metazoa; Chordata; Lepidosauria; Squamata; Varanidae
Gene: SUFU
Product: SUFU negative regulator of hedgehog signaling
Exons: 12
Coding region: 175-1614 (479 amino acids)
Cellular component (GO): nucleus; cytoplasm
Molecular function (GO): transcription factor binding
Source: RefSeq, a predicted model, not a curated record